Argentina anserina (silverweed cinquefoil) is the source of this 1846-nucleotide messenger RNA. RefSeq names its product ent-kaurenoic acid oxidase 2-like. The transcript has 8 exons. Gene Ontology annotation, biological process: sterol metabolic process. Lineage: Eukaryota; Viridiplantae; Streptophyta; Magnoliopsida; Rosales; Rosaceae. The record is from RefSeq and is a predicted model, not a curated record. Gene Ontology annotation, molecular function: heme binding; ent-kaurenoic acid monooxygenase activity; iron ion binding. Gene Ontology annotation, cellular component: endoplasmic reticulum. The coding region runs from base 52 to 1584 and encodes 510 amino acids.
UUCUCUCUGUAAACGUUUUCAAAUUUUCUGAGAGUAAUCACAAGCACAAUCAUGGUGCUUUUGGGAGCAGUAGGGUUAGUGUUGGAUGACUCCGGUUCUCUGUGGACUGUGGUUUUGGUCACUGCAAGCUUCGUGGGUGUUCUACUGGCCUUGAAGUUGGAGACUGUAAAUUGGUGGCUCUAUGAAACGAAGUUGGGGGAGAUACAGUACUCUCUCCCACCUGGUGACUUGGGUUUGCCCUUCAUCGGAAAUAUGUGGUCUUUCCUCAGAGCGUUCAAAUCCCACAACCCUGAUUCCUUCAUCAACUCCUACGUUUCCAGAUUUGGAAAAAUUGGAAUCUACAAGGCCUACAUGUUUGGGUUUCCCAGUGUCAUUUGCACAGUGCCAGAAACAUGUAAAAGAGUUUUGACAGAUGAUGACGCAUUUAAGACCGGGUGGCCUGUUUCCACUGUGCAGCUGAUCGGAAGGAAAUCAUUCAUUGGCAUCUCUUUUGAAGAGCACAAGCGUCUGAGAAAAUUAACAGCAGCUCUGGUCAAUGGUCAUGAAGCAUUGUCUGUGUACAUGACGUAUAUCGAUGAUAUUGUUGUAUCAUCUUUGGAAAAAUGGUCCACCAUGGGAGAGAUAGAGUUUCUAACUCAAGUCAGAAAGCAUACUUUUAAGAAUAUUAUGUAUAUCCUCCUUAGUUCAGAGAGUGAGCCUGCAUUGGAGGCUCUAGAGAAAGAGUAUACAACACUUAACUAUGGAAUUAGAGCCAUGGCUAUCAACAUUCCCGGAUUUUCUUACCAAAAGGCACUUAAGGCACGGAAAAAGCUUGUUGCUAUAUUUCAAACUAUUGUGAAUGACAGAAGAGCUGAGAAGAAGGCCGAAAAUUUUACGAAAAAGAGGCAAGAUAUGAUGGACUCUCUACUGGAAGUUGAGGAUGAAGAAGGAAAUAAACUUACGGAUGAAGACAUUAUAGAUAUUCUGCUCAUGUACUUGAAUGCUGGUCAUGAAUCUUCAGGUCAUACCAUAAUGUGGGCUACAACUUACCUACAACAACACCCAGAAUAUUUCCAGAAAGCCAAGGCUGAGCAAGAAGCAAUCUUGAAGAGGAGGACACCAACUCAGAAAGGAUUGAACCUCAAGGAAUACCGAGAAAUGAAAUACCUUUCCAAUGUGAUUGAUGAAACUCUCCGUGUUGUUUCUUUCGCACCUAUGGUUUUUCGUGAGGCAAAAAAAGAUGUCAAUGUGAACGGUUAUAUUAUUCCCAAGGGGUGGAAAGUCUUAACAUGGUUCCGGAGUGUUCACUUGGAUUCUGAAAUAUAUGAAAAUCCAAUGGAGUUCAACCCUGAUAGAUGGAUAAAUUAUACACCAAAACCAGCAACUUUUAUGCCCUUUGGAGCUGGAAGCAGGCUGUGCCCCGGUAAUGAUAUUGCCAAGAUGGAAAUUGGAAUUUUCCUUCACCAUUUUCUGCUCAACUAUAAGCUAGAGAGGCUUAAUCCUGAGUGCCCAUUAAUGUACCUACCGCAUCCGAGGCCAAAAGACAAUUGCUUGGCAAGAGUCAGGAAAGUUACAUCAGAGGAAAUCAGAGAAGUAAAUAUGUAGCACCAACACUUCGACACUCCCCGACACUCCGACCCGGCCCAACACAAUGUCUGACGUGUCAGUAAUAUUGACUUUUCUAAAACUUCCCCGAGACUUUGGCCGACAUGUCAAGUCAUUAUUUUAUAUAAAAAUUAGAAAAACAAAAAUAAACAUAAAUAACUCAAGUUUUGUUUCAAUCCCAACAUUUUCUUUUCUUUUUUCCUUAGAUUUAUUUGUUUUGAAUUGUUAUGCAAUGGAAUGAACUUUAAUCUUUAAUUUAACA